ACUCUGCAUAGACAACCAAUCCCUCACAUCCAUACGGUUUCUAUGCGAGCAUAUACAGCUUUCCAGAAGCCUUCAGAUUUUUUUAACUAGGUUGUCUCGAUGCAAAUAUUCUGCAAGAAGAAGCUUUAGGAGUGAGAGAGAAAUAAACAAUGCCGAGAGGGAAAAUGGAGUUGUCAAAGACGGAUAUCUUGAUGGAGAAUGGUGCUGACUGUCCAGGGGUCCCACUGGAGUGGUUUGUGUCUCUCAUGGGGAGGAAGAUGUCGGCAGAAGAUCCAUAUGAGAAGACGAGGCAGAUCUUCAGUGCAUUUGAUGUACACUGUCAUGCCUUCUUGAAGCUGGAUGACUUCAAAAGCAUUUUCAAGCGAGUUGCCCCUCAUCUGCUGGAGAGGACUGUGUUAGAGGGUUUCUGGUAAGAGUUCAGGCCUCUGUAGAUACAUCAUUCAGAGGGUUCUCUGAUCUGAAUCUCUCAUGUCUCCAUCAUCUUCCUUCUUGAUUUCCUUUUCUAAAGUACAUUACAAGGGCAAAUAGAUCUAAUUAUGCCAUGAAUUUGAAGAAAGGGAUUUUUGUGCUCAUUGCUCAGAAUAGGCCUCCCACUUCAACCUCAGCAACAAGCUGUGUGUUUGGCCAAAGCUUUGUAACUUGAACACCUCCAGUGUGAGUGAAAAUAUUUGAUACAGUCCCAUGUGAGAGCAGCACAGGAGUGUUGCAGUGUUGAGAUCUGGCUGCUCAUUAGGGUUAGAACAGUUCCUUUGUGCCAUGCUCCCUGUGGAGUUUCUCAGCCCCUUUCCACUCCUGUUCAGACCCCAUGGCUGCUCCACGUGUCUCUGUAGAGCUCAUGUUCACCGUCUUGCUCAAAACCUCUCUGAACAGGUGGGAUUACAAGUCUGUGCGUGCUGUGCAUUCACACCCAUUUCAAACAGUUAUCACUAGACCCAGAGCUAUCAGCGGAUCCCAAAGCCAAUAAGACAUUUGACAAUCUCCCACUAAGAUCUCCACAUUACUUAAAUUCAUACUAUGAUGUAUCUAGAGGUUUCAGCUUGUCCCUGUGUUUGCAGUUAUAGUGACACAUUAUUAUCAGCCCUCAGCUGAGUCUCUCUUCUUGGUUUCUACUUCUUUUGAAGAGGUGACGUGGAUACUGUACGCGGUUCUGAGACGGGGGCAAUUAAUCUCUUUCAUCCUUUGUUUGAGGGCUCAAGAGCUCGGAGAUGCGGCACACGUCUCCUUGUGCACAAACGUGUGUGUUUUGGACAGAUUUAGUGCUUUGUUUGAUGUGACUCAUCCUCUGCAGUUGGCCACUGCUGUGAGUUGCAGCUUAUGUUGAGAGAGACACGUUUGUCCUGCAAAGCUGGCAAAUAUAGAGACACCAUCUCACACCACGCAAACCAUGAUCACUGACAGCAAAGAUACUGCAUCCCUCUGAACUUAAGCUCAGCUGACUUACUAGGAGUUGAUAACCUCAGAUCCUCAGUGAGUCAGUGUGUUUUGCUAUGAUUGCAAUGACAUGCCAGUACUGCAUUGACAGAGUGACUUAUGAGUGCAGGAGGCAUUGUAGCAUUUGUUUUUUUUUUUUAUUAAAUGCUGCAGUCGUGCCAGAACCAAAGCGCUAAGUAGUGUUUAUGUCACGAGAAAUAUGUAGCAUGACUUUAGACAUUCGAUUUGUAUCUAGCGACGUCUCAUUUGGCAUUAGGACUGCAGCUAUCAAUUAUUUUGAUAAUCAGCUAAUAUAAUGAUCUAAUAUUAAUCUGCAUUGUAUGGAGGCCCAGUAGUGCACAACAAAACACAGCGAAAUCUCUACCACACUACUAAAUUGCCACAACACAACACGUAGGAUUGAUUUCAUUGUGUUGUGUUAAUUGUGUUGUGUUGCAGCUUGUCUCUGUUGUGCUAACUUAAUUGUGUUGCGGUUUGUUUAUAGUGUUUGACCGAUAUUUCACCAAAGCCGAUAUAUCGGCUAGAGGUCGACCGAUAUUGGUUUUUGCUGAUACCAGUAGCUAGGUUGGACCACACUGGCCGAUACCGAUUAAUUAACCGAUAGUUUUAAAAUGGAUA
Molecule: messenger RNA, 2049 nt
Organism: Carassius auratus (goldfish)
Lineage: Eukaryota; Metazoa; Chordata; Actinopteri; Cypriniformes; Cyprinidae
Product: EF-hand calcium-binding domain-containing protein 11-like
Exons: 4
Coding region: 150-413 (87 amino acids)
Source: RefSeq, a predicted model, not a curated record